AUGCUGCCCUCUGAAAAUUCAUCCAGCACCAAAAGCACCGGAAUAAGUAUAACUACCAAUCCCACUUCGGCCCACCGUCCAGCACAGAUUACCAUCUUCACGGACGGGUCGAAGAUAGACGAAAAGGUGGGAAGUGUCUAUGUGGUCAUGCUGCAAGAUACAGUCAUAGAUCAAUGGAAGGGUCAACUAAGGCAAUUCAAUAGCGUUUUUCAGGGAGAAGCAGUGGCAAUUGCGCAAGCAAUCCGCAACCUGCAAUCCCACCACUCCCGCAACGCUACAAUAAAGACAGACAGUCUUUCUUCACUAUACGCAAUAGGAAACACUGACCACCCAUCCAGUAUUAUUCAGGGAAUACAGGAAGAUCUGCGAAAAAAUUCCCAACUCCAUACAUUACUUGAAUGGAUCAAAACGCAUGCCGGCCAUCAUGGCAAUAAGUUGGCUGACCAUCUGGCCAAAGAAGCUACCACAGGACCAACAAAUUAA
Messenger RNA from Stegodyphus dumicola, 483 nucleotides. RefSeq lists its product as uncharacterized. Lineage: Eukaryota; Metazoa; Arthropoda; Arachnida; Araneae; Eresidae. The record is from RefSeq and is a predicted model, not a curated record.